AACAAGGAAUACAAGCGUCCUGAGUCCCUCACCAGUCGCCCUUCGGCCCUCCCCAAAUCCCAAUCCUCUCAAAAUCUUCAUCUUCACUGUGAGAAGGAAUCCGCCAUAUCCGCCGGAAUCAGAGCCUUCACUCACCGGAGAAGAAGAUUAAUCCCUCCGUUAUGGCUAAGAAGAGGAAAUCUAUUGCUACCAGCCUCGACGAGGUAGAUCGGACCAUGUACACCUCUUUUUGCAGCGGGGCCAACUCUCUCUCGCAGCUUUACACCCAGGCUAUGAACCACCAGAAGCUUUCUUUUCAAGCCGGAGAACGUCAUGCGAUGGAAAAGCUUUAUCAAUGGAUGUUUAGACAACAAGAAGGUGGAUCUAGAGUGACAACAGCUGAUGUACUUAAUUACAUACGGAACGAGUUGGAUUAUUGUGGGGAGGAACCGUCAAUGUCCCCUAGAGCAGCAGCAGUCCAUCAACAUCAACAUGCUCAACCAACAAUGCAGUUCACAAACUCAAGCUUUCCAGCUUCAGGUCUUUCUGCACAAGCAACCACCGGACAAGGGAGUCGAACCGAGCACUCUGAUAACCAUUCCAAAAGUUCAGUCUUCUCAAAUGCUCUAUCAAGCCCCAUUCGCCGGAGUUUGCAGCAGUAUCACAUCGCUCAGGAAGCUCACUACCCAAACAGUGGGACGUCGGGAGGAAACGGAGCCACUCGAAACAAUGAACCCAACUUCCUUCAGCAUCAGAAUGCUGACCCUAAUUCAGUCAGCUCUAACGACUCAUCGAUGGACAUGCAUGCCGAUAGUCCCGCACAUGAUUCACAUUACUGAUCUCGGGGAUCGCCAAUUGGUGCUAAAGCUUUAUUAGCCAGGUGAGAACAAGCAUAAGUUCCUGGCUACCAAUGGCAUUUACUUUCUUUGUUGGAAAUUUCUUUAGGUCUUUUAUCUUGUAAAGGGUUUCUUUUAUAACAG
Messenger RNA from Cucurbita pepo subsp. pepo (vegetable marrow), 959 nucleotides. RefSeq names its product nuclear receptor family 2 group C protein. Lineage: Eukaryota; Viridiplantae; Streptophyta; Magnoliopsida; Cucurbitales; Cucurbitaceae. The record is from RefSeq and is a predicted model, not a curated record.